AUGCUGGGACUCAUGCACUGGAAUAGAAUACAAGGAUCCACAUCAGAAAUAGAGGCGGACUCGCUUAGGAGCACUGUUUCGUUCUUUUAUCUGAAUACGGAUACAAUUUGGGAGAGUGUUGGAAUAGGGGCGAUAACGGGGAUGAUGAUGAUGUUUGCCUACUGUUUAAUAUCUGCAGAAAGGUUGGAGAUGCGUUUGGUUCUGUCUGCGGCGACAGUGGCGAUAAGCGUGUCUACCUUAUUGGACGGUUUAGAAUUUACAAUGAACAUGGCAUAUAAAAGGUCUCCCAGACAGAUAAGGAAAAGGCUAUCAGUUGGAUUUGGAGACCGGGAAAUGAUAGAAAAAGCCAUGGCAGAAAUAGAACAACUGAAAGAUCCCUCAUCGUUUUACCAAAAAAUGGAUUCUGAGUUUUCGACCUUCGUGAGUUACGUCGACAAGUUGUACGCUACGCUUCAGGACUUUGAGAAGGAGAUGCGUGUGCCGAUGUCAUAUUCCACCUGGAGACAUACUGAGAAAAUGGCAAAACGGCGAUUGGGUGAUGUGAAGAUGAGUUGGAAGGCACUGAAAGAACUAGCUACAGCUCCCAGUGGCAAGGUCAAAAUAAUCCGUUAGAAUAUAUCAAACGGAAGGCAUUUUGUUGUUGUUAGUUUUCUCAACAAUAGUUUUAGUGACAUG
Molecule: messenger RNA, 675 nt
Organism: Mya arenaria
Lineage: Eukaryota; Metazoa; Mollusca; Bivalvia; Myida; Myidae
Exons: 6
Coding region: 1-612 (203 amino acids)
Source: RefSeq, a predicted model, not a curated record